This is a messenger RNA of Pseudozyma flocculosa PF-1, 591 nucleotides long. RefSeq lists its product as uncharacterized. The record is from RefSeq and is a predicted model, not a curated record. Bases 1 to 591 code for a protein of 196 amino acids. The transcript is spliced from 3 exons. Lineage: Eukaryota; Fungi; Basidiomycota; Ustilaginomycetes; Ustilaginales; Ustilaginaceae.
AUGGCCGACGCGUCUAUGCAGUCCAGCAAGCCGCAGUCGUCGCGAGGCACCAAUCCCAACACCGACUACAAGGUGCACUACCUCAGGUGCAAGGACAAGUUUGACAGAGUGACGACGGAGCAAGCCGAGUUCAAGGCCAACAUCAGCCGCGCCUCGAAGAAGCAGCAGAAGCUCCGCGACGAGAUCAUCUUUCUCCUCGAUGCCAUCGCCGCAAAGCAGGCACAGAGGGCCGCGGACGCCGCUGCGUACCACCCACCCCCUCCGCCUGCCAUGCCUGCUCGGGACCCACGCCGGCUCUACGCGUCUCCGACAAAGGCAGAGCCCUACGAGACUCGCCCACAGGCCUACGGCUAUGACCACGGACCCUCGGAACGUCAGGAGUACCGAGCCGGAUCGGCGCAGUCACCGCCCGCGCCAGGGUUUGGCGGCACUUACAAGCGGCCGAGGCCGCCUUCGGCCGACUUCGAGCGUCCGGCACGCUAUCAAGACGAGGCAGAUGCGACACACGCCGAGGGCGAUCCAGCAAGGCAGCGCUAUGACGAGGCCGAACUCCCAGAGCCCCCGGCACUCAAGCGAGCGAGAAACCACUGA